Messenger RNA from Colossoma macropomum (tambaqui), 4427 nucleotides. It is a transcript of the gene tshz3b, whose product is annotated as teashirt zinc finger homeobox 3b. Gene Ontology annotation, biological process: regulation of transcription by RNA polymerase II. The transcript is spliced from 2 exons. Gene Ontology annotation, molecular function: DNA-binding transcription factor activity, RNA polymerase II-specific; DNA binding. Bases 777 to 4157 code for a protein of 1126 amino acids. Lineage: Eukaryota; Metazoa; Chordata; Actinopteri; Characiformes; Serrasalmidae. The record is from RefSeq and is a predicted model, not a curated record. Gene Ontology annotation, cellular component: nucleus.
UGAGUGUGUGUGUGUUCCGGAGCAGCCAAAAAGAGGAGCUGGAGAAACACACGGACAACUUCUGCACAGCUGGACUCCAACUUCAUCAGACACGAGCGAAAUAAUACGGAAAAUAUUAAUAACACUAAUAAUAAUUCUUAAUAAUCUGCUCUGCUCUUAAUCUUGAAAUCGUUCUGAUGGACCUAUUUUGGAGAAUUCUGAUUUGAUCUUAUCGUUACUAAAACGAGAAAAAAAGAUUUUUCUUUUUUUUUUUGCAACAACCGACAAGAAAAAGAACUGAAAAAAACUGGAUGAAAAAAGCGUUCUAUGUGAAGAGGACACGCGCGCGCGCAAACACACAAAAGAAGGAGUUAAAGUGCCAUUAGUGGAGCAGCAGCUUCUUUCUCCUCCUCCUCCUCCUCCUCCUCCUCCUCCUCCUCCUACGGCGAGGCGGCUCCAAUCGAGCGCCGAUCACAUCGAUCCGCAGCGCUCUCGGUCGGAUUUGGACAAAAAAAACCUCACUCUCUCCAUCCCUCCUUCAGCCCCGUGUCUUUUCACCCCAUCUCUUCAUUCAUAACAAAACAGAUGGACAUCUGAUCUGAUCUGAAAGCGCGAGGAGUUUCAUUUUGGGGAUUUUCCAAACCUAACACCGCAUUCUGUCCUCCUUCUGCUCUCUUUUUCUUUAAAACUGAUUUUCUUCAUAAAUCGUGUUUACUGGGACUGGAUAGCCCUCAUGGAUACCGGCGCGAGCCAAACGCCUCACAUACGUUCCUGAGGAGCUAAAAGAGGCUGCCUUAAUGGAUGAGGAUGUGGAGGGAGAUGAUUCAGCGAUUGAGGAGGAGCCUGCCAUUAAGUACAUGUGCCAGGACAAGGACUUCCUCGUCAAAGAACGGCCAGGCUUCCACGACUCUCCAGCUGCAGACCUCUCCAGCCAUGAGAUGGACAGUGAGUCACACCUCAGUGAGUCCAGUGACCGCAUGUCAGACUUUGAGAGUGCCUCGGUGAAGAACGAGGAGGAUGGCACUGCCAAGGAGCCACUUACAUCACUCUCUUCAACUGCAUCCAUGAGGAUGACAACCUCGGCCCCUCCCAGCGGUGAGGAAGCCACUGCCACAGGCCCUGACAGUCUAGAGCAGAUGAAGGCUAUUUACACCAGCUUCCUGACCAAUUCCUACUGGUCAUCCCUGAACUUGAAUAUGACACAGCCUCCACCUGAAAAACCCCCUCGCAGCCACAGCAGUAGCAGCAGCAGUAGCAGCAGCAGUAGCUGCGGUAGUGGGGGCUAUGACUGGCACCAGUCAGCUGUAGCCAAGACCUUGCAGCAAGUCACGCAGAACCAGAACAGAAUAAUGCACCCAACAUCUGAGCCAAACCUCUUUAGCACUGUGCAGCUGUACCGGCAAAGCACCAAGCUCUAUGGCUCCAUCUUUACUGGUGCUAGCAAGUUUCGAUGCAAAGACUGCAGUGCUGCUUACGACACACUGGUUGAGCUCACUGUGCACAUGAAUGAAACAGGCCACUACCGAGAUGAUAACCACGAGACAGACAGUGAGGGCACUAAGCGCUGGUCCAAGCCCCGCAAGCGUUCCCUACUGGAGAUGGAAGGUAAGGAGGAUGCCCAGAAAGUCCUCAAAUGCAUGUACUGUGGCCAUUCCUUCGAGUCACUACAAGAUCUCAGUGUCCAUAUGAUUAAGACAAAACACUACCAGAAAGUGCCUCUCAAGGAGCCUGUGACACCUGUGGCAGCCAAGAUCAUCUCUUCAGCACGCAAAAGAGCCCCUAUUGAGCUAGAACUGCCCAGCUCACCAGACUCCAAUGGAGGCACUCCCAAGCCCUCUCUCUCAGAUCCCAGUGACCUGCUGCAGAAGACAGCAAAUCCAUACAUCACUCCCAAUAAUCGCUAUGGGCAUCAGAAUGGCGCUAGCUAUGCAUGGCAGUUUGAAUCUCGGAAAUCCCAGAUCCUGAAGUGCAUGGAGUGUGGGAGUUCACACGAUACCCUUCAGGAGUUAACAGCUCACAUGAUGGUGACAGGCCACUUCAUCAAGGUCACCAACUCUGCCAUCAAGAAAGGCAAGCCCAUCAUGGAGUCACCCACUACCCCAGCCCCUAACACCGUGCCAUCCACUGAGGAUAAGGUACAGUCAGUACCACUGGCUGCCACAGCUUUUUCCCCACCUCCACCUGCUCCCCCUCCACCUAGUAUAUCUCCUGCCAUCAGUGCUAUGGAAAUUAAAAAAGAGGAAAAAGAAGAAGAGUGCACCAAGGAAACCCCUAAUAGUGGCAAAGACAGGAAAGUGACAGAUGAUGAGCCUGAGGAGAAGUUUGACAUUUCCUCCAAGUAUCCAUAUUUGACUGAAGAAGAUCUGGAAGAAAGCCCUAAAGGUGGGUUUGACAUCCUGAAGUCACUGGAAAACACAGUCACUUCUGCCAUCAACAAAGCACAGAAUGGCACACCCAGCUGGGGAGGCUACCCCAGCAUCCAUGCUGCCUAUCAGCUUCCAAACAUCAUGAAACUUUCCUUGCGCAACUCAGGAAAGAGCUCCCCCCUAAAGUACAUGUUUUCUGGAGAAGAGAUUCUGUCACCCACCAAAACCCAACCUCUUAUCUCCCCUCCAAGCUGCCAGACCUCACCUCUACCCAAAAAUAACUUCCAUGCCAUGGAAGAACUUGUCAAGAAAGUUACGGAAAAGGUGGCCAAAGUGGAGGAGAAGAUGAGGGAACCUGGUGCAAGAACUUCCCCUCUAAGAAGAACUACACCUUCCCCUUGUAGUAGUGAAGCUGGGGACUCUGCCAGAGGGGAAUCCCCCAAAGAGAGGAGAGGAGCCAAAACACCAGAGAGCAAUGGGUCAGCAAAUGCUCACAAGGACUCCAAUGGUGAGGCCCUCACAAAAGAGUCUUUAGAGAAUGGCACUGACCAUGCUGUGAAAACUCCCGUCACUUCGCUGUGCAGCAGCACUGCAAUUAUAACUGACCAUCCUCCAGAACAGCCAUUUGUCAACCCCUUAAGUGCACUUCAGUCUGUCAUGAAUGUUCACCUUGGUAAAGCUGCUAAACCUGCCCUGCCAUCUCUAGACCCCAUGAGCAUGCUCUUCAAAAUGAGCAACAGUUUGGGAGAGAAGGCAGCUGUAGCUGCCUCCACUCCUGCUCAGACCAAAAAGACAAACGAGCAUCUCGACCGCUAUUUCUACCACAUCAACAACGACCAGCCCAUUGACCUGACCAAAGGGAAGAGCGAAAAGAGCAGCUCCAUGGGAUCAGCUGUAUUGUCCACCUCCACAUCAACUCCUUCUUCAGUUUCACCCUCCUCAACCAUUACCAUGGCCAAGGCAUCCUCAGCUGUGGCUUCAUUCAUGUCUAACUCACCUCUGCGUGAAAAUGCCCUGUCUGACAUCUCCGAUAUGCUUCGGAACCUGACAGAAAGCCAUGUCUCCAAAUCUUCCACACCAACCAGUCUGUCUGAGCGGUCAGAUAUAGACGGUGCUACACAUGAAGAGUCUGAGGACAUGUCACCAGCUCAGAAGCGCAAGGGCCGCCAGUCCAACUGGAACCCUCAGCAUCUGCUUAUCCUGCAAGCACAGUUUGCCUCCAGCUUGCGGCAAACGGGUGACGGCAAGUACAUUAUGUCUGACCUCAGCCCACAGGAACGCAUGCACAUUUCUCGCUUCACUGGCCUCUCGAUGACCACCAUCAGCCACUGGCUGGCUAACGUCAAGUACCAGUUGAGGCGGACAGGUGGUACCAAGUUUUUGAAGAACCUCGAUUCUGGCCACCCUGUGUUCUUCUGCAGUGACUGUGCUUCACAGAUACGUUCUCCCUCCACCUACGUCAGCCAUCUUGAAUCCCACCUGGGCUUCCGGAUUAGAGACUUGGCUAAAUUGUCCGGGGAGCAGUUGGUAAGCCAAAUCUCACGCCACACUAAGGAACUUUCCGAGAAACUGCUUUCGGCCCAAGCUCAUGCUAUGGCCCACUCACUCCCUAACCCUAACACCAACCCUAGCCCCCAUUCCCACUCCUCCUCCCCUUCGCCAGACGAAGAGGCCAAUGGCACCACGUAUCAGUGUAAACUGUGCAACCGGACUUUUGCUAGCAAGCAUGCUGUCAAACUUCAUCUGAGCAAGACUCAUGGCAAAUCCCCUGAGGACCACCUUAUGUAUGUCUGUGAACUUGAGAAACCUUAGCGGUGGUCAAGGACACUACUCUGUCUCCCAGUUCUCUGUUAAUCUUGCUUUCUCUCUGAAGCCUUCGAACUAACAUUUCUUAAAAGCAAGAUGAACUGACAAUGACUAACAAAGAACUAACUGCACAUAGAUGCCACAAAACUACUGUUUAGUUUCGGCACAUGAUGUGUGGGUUUUCCACCUGGAAUAACUCAUUCUGGUCCAGAGACAUUCUCUUUCCUCAUUUUAGGUAAAAAUGAAAACUGAAAAGAAAAAAAAACAAAAAAAAAA